UCAUUGGAUUGGAUUUAUAUAGCGAUUUUUGUUUCUAGACACUUACCACGUUUUUUUUUACAAGGGAACUCACCUCGUCUAUCACCCAGAUCAGAAUAUAAUAUAAUAUUGUAGAUUGUUAGAUAGUUUUGUUUAAUAUUUUAAAACAGAGAAUAAAAUAAAGGCUAUCAACAGUAGUUUAUUAGGCCUACAAUCGAUCUUUCGGAGGAUGCAAACUGUAUAAAUGAGAAUUAUUAUAAGAUCUACUUUGCAGGCCUACUAAAUGUCAUGUCACUACUGUGCAUGAGGGUAACGGGUUGGUUUGGGGGGAUUUCGCUCUCUCUGCAUUCCGUUGCUCAUAUCCCUCCCACAGCGGGUCCGGUUUAGGUCUCUGUAGCCCCACCUCCGAGGAACUGGCCUCGCCAGAACAGUAGGCUACCGCCGAUUAGCUGGCCGCCCCCCUCCCAAGGAAACACUGGCCAGAAGAGAGGCUCUGCCGCCGUUCAGCUCGUUGUUUAUUCGUCUGGGUAGGGUGUACUGCUGCCGCCAUGGCCGACGAAGGCAUGGAUGAACGGUCUCCGCUGCUCUCAGCACCGAACUCCGGGAAUGUCUCACCGUUGGAACCGCCGGCAUACCUGCAGGACACGAGUCCAAGAGCUGAACUCCCUCCCCCCUACACAGCCAUCGCCAGUCCCGACCCAGGGGGGGUACCCGUCAUCAACUGCCGGGUGUGUCAGUCUCUCAUUAACCUGGAUGGCAAGCUGCAGCAGCACGUGGUGAAGUGCACUGUGUGCAACGAGGCCACGCCCAUCAAAAACCCCCCGACUGGGAAGAAGUAUGUACGCUGUCCCUGUAACUGCCUCCUCAUCUGCAAAGACUCAUCUCGGAGGAUAGGAUGCCCUAGACCCAACUGCAGACGCAUCAUCAACCUGAGCCCGGUGAUGGUGAUUCCAGAGGAGCAGCCGGCCCAGCCAGCCCUGCCAGUCCAGCCUGAGGGCACGAGGGUGGUCUGUGGCCACUGUGGAAACACCUUCCUCGGUAACGAGGACUCUGCAACGGCCCCUUCUGAUCUCCAUGACAACAGCACCUCCACAGACCAGUGGAUGGAGCUUCGAUUUAACACACUAGCAAAAUGCCCUCACUGCAAAAAAAUAUCGUCUGUGGGUAGUGCUCUUCCAAGGAGGCGUUGUUGUGCCUACAUCACUGUGGGAAUGAUCUGCAUCUUUGUCGGAGUGGGAUUAACAGUGGGCACUCAGGACUUUGCCAGUCGUUACCAUGCCACCUAUGUGUCCUGGGCGUUCUCCUACCUCCUGGGUCUGAUCUGUCUGAUACGAGCUUGUUACUGGGGUGCCAUUAAAGUCAGCUAUCCAGAGAACAGCUUUUCCUAGACAGACAGACAGACAGACAGAGAGACAGAGAGACAGACAGACCAUCGAAGUCAGCUAUCCAGAGAACAGCUUUUCCUGGACAGACAGACAGACAGACAGACAGACCGUUGUACUGUGUUUCUACCUUUUAGUUGUUUAUGUUGUUAUUAUUCAGAUGAGGACGGAGGUCAGUCUGGUCCAGUCCUGAUCCAGGAGAAAACAGAACUCCAGCCCUGGUUUUGAAAUUAACUCUGAAAACUUUUUUUUUUUUAUGCAGAUCAGAAAUUGAGAUCUUUAUAAUUGUUUAAUUGGUUUGAUUUAUCAAUUAUAGUGAUGUAAUUAACAUUGAAACUGGACUUUGAUAAAUAUGAUGAUUUUAAUAAGAAGCCGGACAGCUGGGCCGUCUCUCUCCUGGACCAGGGAAAGGAUUUGACUGACUGACAGACAUGGCGUUCCCAACCAGACCAAAUUAAAUUAACAACAAUUUUGACAAUUGCACUACAAUUAUAGUCAAUUAUUAUGUUCAGUUGCUGCUAGUUAUCAUGUCCUAGUGUUUCACUCUGCCUUCACUAUACUGUUAUCAUGUCCUAGUGUUUCACUCUGCCUUCACUAUACUGUUAUCAUGUCCUAGUGUUUCACUCUGCCUUCACUAUACUGUUACUGUCCUAGUGUUUCACUCUGCCUUCACUAUACUGUUAUCAUGUCCUAGUGUUUCACUAUACUGUUACUGUCCUAGUGUUUCACUCUGCCUUCACUAUAUUGUUACUGUCCUAGUGUUUCACUCUGCCUUCACUAUAUUGUUACUGUCCUAGUGUUUCACUCUGCCUUCACUAUACUGUUACUGUCCUAGUGUUUCACUCUGCCUUCACUAUACUGUUAUCAUGUCCUCGUGUUUCACUCUGCCUUCACUAUACUGUUACUGUCCUAGUGUUUCACUCUGCCUUCACUAUACUGUUACUGUCCUAGUGUUUCACUCUGCCUUCACUAUACUGUUAUCAUGUCCUCAUGUUUCACUAUACCUUCACUAUACUGUUACUGUCCUAGUGUUUCACUCUGCCUUCACUAUACUGUUAUCAUGUCCUAGUGUUUCACUAUACUGUUACUGUCCUAGUGUUUCACUCUGCCUUCACUAUAUUGUUACUGUCCUAGUGUUUCACUCUGCCUUCACUAUACUGUUACUGUCCUAGUGUUUCACUCUGCCUUCACUAUACUGUUAUCAUGUCCUAGUGUUUCACUAUGCCUUCACUAUACUGUUAUCAUGUCCUAGUGUUUCACUCUGCUUAACCUUCACUAUACUGUUAUCAUGUCCUAGUGUUUCACUCUGCCUUCACUAUACUGUUAUCAUGUCCUAGUGUUUCACUCUGCCUUCACUAUACUGUUAUCAUGUCCUAGUGUUUCACUCUGCUUAACCUUCACUAUACUGUUAUCAUGUCCUAGUGUUUCACUCUGCCUUCACUAUACUGUUAUCAUGUCCUAGUGUUUCACUAUGCCUUCACUAUACUGUUAUCAUGUCCUAGUGUUUCACUCUGCCUUCACUAUACUGUUAUCAUGUCCUAGUGUUUCACUCUGCCUUCACUAUACUGUUAUCAUGUCCUAGUAUUUCACUCUGCUUAACCUUCACUAUACUGUUAGAAUGUCCUAGUGUUUCACUCUGCCUUCACUAUACUGUUAUCAUGUCCAAGUAUUUCACUCUGCCUUCACUAUACUGUUACUGUCCUAGUGUUUCACUCUGCCUUCACUAUACUGUUACUGUCCUAGUGUUUCACUAUGCCUUCACUAUACUGUUAUCAUGUCCUAGUGUUUCACUCUGCUUAACCUUCACUAUACUGUUAUCAUGUCCUCGUGUUUCACUAUACCUUCACUAUACUGUUACUGUCCUAGUGUUUCACUCUGCCUUCACUAUACUGUUAUCAUGUCCUAGUGUUUCACUAUACUGUUACUCUCCUAGUGUUUCACUCUGCCUUCACUAUACUGUUACUGUCCUAGUGUUUCACUCUGCCUUCACUAUACUGUUAUCAUGUCCUAGUGUUUCACUCUGCCUUCACUAUACUGUUAUCAUGUCCUAGUAUUUCACUCUGCUUAACCUUCACUAUACUGUUAGAAUGUCCUAGUGUUUCACUCUGCCUUCACUAUACUGUUAUCAUGUCCAAGUAUUUCACUCUGCCUUCACUAUACUGUUACUGUCCUAGUGUUUCACUCUGCCUUCACUAUACUGUUACUGUCCUAGUGUUUCACUCUGCCUUCACUAUACUGUUACUGUCCUAGUGUUUCACUAUGCCUUCACUAUACUGUUACUGUCCUAGUGUUUCACUCUGCCUUCACUAUACUGUUACUGUCCUAGUCUUUCACAGCAUACCUAACGACUUCUUCUCCAUCAUCAAUAGCCUUCUCAUAGCCUUCUCAUCAUUGGAUGUUCUCAUCAUGAGAUGUUGUUUUAAACACACUAUACAUGUUCUAGUUUUACAUGAGGUUUCUGUUUCAGAAAGGAAAGGUACUGUUGAAAUGUUCUGGGCCCAAAAACACCCUAAGGCUAUAGUUCAUGGUUAGAACCAUAGGAUGCUUUUGGUAAACCGGGCCCCUUAUCAUUAUCCUUAACUGUCCAGCUCUCCCACCUCUGCUACGAGAAUGUAGCUGACUUCUUGCUUAUUGCCUGAUUGUUUCCUGAAGCUAGUGAAACCUAGCUAGUGUUGCGGUAGAUAUGCAAUCCUGUCUUGGCAAAAUAGGCACAAUCUCUUAACUAAUCUUGUUCUGAAUGUGAUGAUGAAACAGAAGUCUCUUCUUGUACAUAGUUAAUUCAGCGAAUUGACACUGUAGCUUGGAAUAAUAAAACAUUUAAAAACAUAAUUUAUCAAUAAAAUCAACAAAUGUGACUCUCUGUU
Molecule: messenger RNA, 4225 nt
Organism: Oncorhynchus masou masou (cherry salmon)
Lineage: Eukaryota; Metazoa; Chordata; Actinopteri; Salmoniformes; Salmonidae
Gene: pip4p2
Product: phosphatidylinositol-4,5-bisphosphate 4-phosphatase 2
Exons: 8
Coding region: 528-1367 (279 amino acids)
Biological process (GO): phosphatidylinositol dephosphorylation
Cellular component (GO): late endosome membrane; plasma membrane; lysosomal membrane
Molecular function (GO): phosphatidylinositol-4,5-bisphosphate 4-phosphatase activity
Source: RefSeq, a predicted model, not a curated record